Messenger RNA from Macrobrachium nipponense, 2861 nucleotides. RefSeq names its product PAX3- and PAX7-binding protein 1-like. Gene Ontology annotation, biological process: mRNA splicing, via spliceosome. NCBI's taxonomy places the organism in Eukaryota, Metazoa, Arthropoda, Malacostraca, Decapoda, Palaemonidae. The coding region runs from base 34 to 2607 and encodes 857 amino acids. Gene Ontology annotation, molecular function: DNA binding. Gene Ontology annotation, cellular component: nucleus. The record is from RefSeq and is a predicted model, not a curated record. The transcript is spliced from 15 exons.
UGAACAGCAGAUGUUUGUGUACCGACGAAAAAGAUGGAGACGAACCUGUUCAAGAAGAGGAAAAACCAUAACAUACGUCUAAGGCGGUUAAGUGACGACGACGGCGGCGGCGACAGCGACGCCCUGACCAACGCCAGCAAUGAAGACUCCAACAUAUCCAUGCCGGCGGUUCCCAAGAAGGAGAAAAAGAAGAAGGACAAGGCUGCGCCCGUCCCUAAGAAACAGUCUGUUCUUAGCUUCGAGGACGAGCUUGAAGCUGAUGAUGGUAUCAUUUUCCAAGAGAAGAAAUCCAGCCUUAGCUACAAGCUUCGGAAGGAAAUGAAAAAAGAAAGAAAGGAGAAAAAGAGGGAAGAGAGGGAGAAGCAAAGACUAGCGGAAGGGAAAGAAAAAUUGCGUGAAAAAGACAAGAAUGGAGGACCAACUAUGUCUGAAUUGGAUGAAUUGGGUAUCAGAAUUGUUAACGGCAGAGAGGCAGAGGCCAUUGCUGCCAAGCCAGGCGACUCGGAUGAAGAUGAUCCGGAACUUCCUGGAAAACACAAGUUUCGAUCUGUGAAGUCAAGGACCUCCCAGUCUCUUGACCCAUGGAAGAAAAUUUUACAAAGUGGUCAAAUCCCAGAUGCAAAUAUGAUUCAUGCCAUCAGGAAACAAAGACAGCAAGCCAGAGAAAGAGGUGAUAAUAUUCCUUUGGAAGAUACCAUAAGGUUUGAAGAAUCAAAAGGGCGCUUGGUGCGGGAGGAUGACAAUGAUCGUAGUGAUGAUGAAGAGGGAACAUCUCGAAUGGACUUCUCUAUGAAUCACCAAGCAAGAGAUCGAGAGCAGAGAAGAGAGGCCUUUGAUGCAGCACAAGCUGGUGAUGGAAGUGAGGAUAGUGACCAUGAGCGUGAAUGGGAGAAACAGCAACUGCAGAAAGCUGGUGCUAAUGCAAAGGCAACUGGUGUUGAUGGUGAGAUAAGCCAAGAAGUUUGCGAUACAAUCAGCCUUCAGUACAGUAGUACAUCAACUGAGACUGCUGCGUUAAUGAGUGGACAAGAUCAGAGAUUGUGGGCCACAGAGUCUUUGAUUCCUUCCUCUGCAGCGUCUCUACCUCGCCCUGCCAACUACCAGGCAGAGGGCAUCAUCAAACGCCUCCAAGACAGUCGAGCAAGCCUGGAGGAGGUGUACCGCCGUCAUCAGGCAGAGGCAGAUAAAGUGGUUGACGACCUGGUCAGCAGCAAGUCUUCAGUCGCACGUUGCAGCUUGGAGCAGCAUCCACUGACUGGCAUCUUCCAGUUUUACCAAGAUAUCCGUGGGUAUGUCACUGACUUAAGAGACUGUCUAAAUGAAAAGGUACCACUGAUUCAGGCCUUGCAAGAGCAAGUGUACAUUCUAUAUCGUCAGCGAGCGCAGAAAUUGGUGCAGCGACGCCGUUUGGAUGUUAGGGACCAAAAUGAUGAAUUUUCACCAUUUGCAGGUAAAGCUGCAAAAGGGGAUGAAUACCGGAUACGUAGAGCGGCCGAACGAGAGGGCCGGCGUACUCGAAGACGAAGAGAAAGAGAAAAGAGAGGUGAUGUCAGUCAUCACAAUGGAAUGUCAACUGAUGACGAAGAGUCCCAUUCCGAGAUUCAGGUCAUACAGACUGAGCUUGAACAUAUAGCUGCAGAAGCUCGUAAGAUUUUUGAAGAUGUUGAAGAGGACUUUUCUCAGUUGAAGAGAAUCAUGGCAAGAUUUGAAGAGUGGAGAAAUAAAGAUGGACCCACAUACAGAGAUGCUUACGUGUCUCUAAAUCUACCUAAAAUGUUUGCCCCUUAUAUAAGGUUACAGAUGCUCUUGUGGAACCCCUUAAUGCGUGACAGUGAUGGAUUAGAAAUUGAGCGAAUGAAGUGGUUCAACCUUUUGAUCCUUUUUGGUGUUGGGGAAGCAGGAGAUGAGGAUCCACAGAAGUUAAGGGAAGAUCCUGAUUGUAGACUCGUAUCACAUCUAGUAGAAAAAGUAGUGUUGGUCAAACUUAAAGAAAUUGUUGGUUGUUGGUGGGAUCCAUUGUCACAUGUACAAACUGUAAGAUUAGUUAAUAUGGUAAGACAUUACACUAGUGCCUACCCCACGUUAAGUCCAAGCUCCAGACAGCUGAAGGAACUUACACAUGCUAUCAUAGCAAAAAUCCGAGAUGCCAUUGAUAAUGAUAUUUUCAUACCCAUGUUUCCAAAAUCGGUAUACGACAACAAGAACUCUGGUGUGAGUUUGUUCUUCCAACGACAGUUUUGGGUGGCAUGGAAACUUUUGAGUUCUACACUAAUGUGGCACAAUGUUCUAAGUGACUCCGUUAUCCAUGAAUUGGCAGUCCGUUCUCUACUUAACCUUUACUUAUUACCAGCCCUCAAUUUAGCAUCUGAAAUCAAUCCUUCUGAUUCACUGGAUAAAUGUAGAAAUGUAAUUAAUGCCCUACCUCGUGCUUGGGUAAAAAGUGAAGGCACCCAUGUGUUUCUUGGCCGUUUGGAAGACUUCUUGUUGAAGCUGUCAGAAAAAUUAGACCCAACUAGUCAUUCUGCUGCCCUGAAAGAGGUGUGUGAUCUUCUGAAAUCAAUAGGUGCUGUGAAGCAAGCGGAGAAGAUAGCUUACAAGUACCUGUAAUUAUUAGUGUUUGUAGCAGAAUGGUAAUGUUAAUUUAUUGUAAAAAAAUGACAUUGUUUACCCACUUCUGUUCCUAAAAGAUUAUUUUACCCCUGAACAUACACAUAUACAGAUAUUACUUCUUGACAGUACUUUGGAAAGCUGAGAUAUGUACUAUAUUGUACUCUUCUAAAGAGUAACCACAGUCCUAUUAUUUUUUGUAGAAAAACUUUUUAUAUCACCUUUACAUGGAAAUUAAAUGUUUCAUACACUAA